UUAUAACCCUAGCUUGCUAUCUAGUUAGAAGUCCUCCUCUCUUCUCUCUUUCUUACUUUUUCUCCUUUUUAAUGGUAUUUUUCUUCUAGUUUCUUCAAUUUUAAGAGACAUGAAGCUCUCUUUUGUACCCCACAAAUGUUUCCUUCUUCUGCUCAUUUUCAUGGCACUCAUUGUUGAUAUUUCAGUCGGUCUACGCCAACAAAUUGCACUAAAUGGCGAUGAUAACGUCGAUCAUGGUCAUGAAUAUUCUAAGCAAGGAGAAAGAGAAGAGCAAGGGUCGGAACUAUAUCCGACCGGAUCGAGCUUGCCGGAUUGUUCUCACGCCUGUGGACCUUGCUUUCCUUGCAAGAGGGUGAUGGUGAGCUUCAAGUGCUCCAUUGGAGAGUCUUGCCCUAUUGUUUACAGGUGCAUGUGUAAAGGGAAAUACUACCAUGUCCCUUCAGCUUGACACUAAUUAUUAAUGGUUUUUUUUUUAAUUUAUGAAGUGUAUUUUUAGAAUUAGUUUGUUAGGUGAUUAAUGGGCAUGGAUUAAUUAGGCAAUGUACUAUUAAUUUUAGCUCUUAUUAUAUGCCAUAAAAUUAUUUAUGUGCAUAUGAAAAGAAGAUUGAAAAUUUUAUAAAAGGGGAAGUUUGUAAAUAGUAGAAUGAGUUUUUGCCAA
This is a messenger RNA of Manihot esculenta (cassava), 658 nucleotides long. RefSeq names its product protein EPIDERMAL PATTERNING FACTOR 2. Gene Ontology annotation, biological process: guard cell differentiation; stomatal complex development. The transcript has 3 exons. The record is from RefSeq and is a predicted model, not a curated record. The coding region runs from base 110 to 448 and encodes 112 amino acids. NCBI's taxonomy places the organism in Eukaryota, Viridiplantae, Streptophyta, Magnoliopsida, Malpighiales, Euphorbiaceae.